This is a messenger RNA of Copidosoma floridanum, 1038 nucleotides long. It is a transcript of the gene Scp1, whose product is annotated as Sarcoplasmic calcium-binding protein 1. NCBI's taxonomy places the organism in Eukaryota, Metazoa, Arthropoda, Insecta, Hymenoptera, Encyrtidae. Gene Ontology annotation, molecular function: calcium ion binding. The record is from RefSeq and is a predicted model, not a curated record.
AUGAUUUCACGAAUGCGCGCUAACGAGAAGGACACGGACGGCAACGGUAUCCUCGAGCAGAACGACUUUGAGUGCAUGGCAUUGAAAAUGACGAUACUCGAGGGCAAGGGGGUCUUCAACAACAGCGCCCAUCAGGACAACGUGCACGUCAUGCUCGCCCUCUGGGACGAGAUAGCUCAGAUAGCCGAUUUCAACAAAGACGGCAUGGUGACAAACGAGGAGUUCAAAGACGCGGUGAAGAAGUGCUGCGUCGGCAAGUCGUACGGGGACUUUCCCCAAGCGAUGAAAUCGUUCAUCGACAAUCACUUUAGAAUCGUCGACAUGAACGGAGACGGAGUGAUCGGCAUCGAGGAGUACCGGUACAACUCCAUCACGAGGAUUCCGAUCGCCGACGUCGGGCUCAUCGACGAAGCUUACCACAAGCUGGUCAAUGACGACGAUAAGAGACGCGGUGGGUUGACGCUGUCGCGCUACCAGGAGCUCUACGCGGCGUACCUUGGCGAUCCGAACGAACAGAAUCCGGCGGUUUAUCUGUUUGGUCCCCUACCCGAUAGCUGUUGAUCAGCUAGACCAUAAUACAACACAAUACAUUGAUGAACGCGCACAACUUUUUUUUUCUUACUUUUUUUUUUUUUUCACACCACUCUAUACUCUAAGUCACAAAACGCACUGAACGUUAUAUGUAAUUUAUUUUAACUAUAUAGAUGAUUAUAGGUAGUUGCGAUGAUGAUUUUUCUGGAGUAUAUAAGCUGCCUAGAGCAAAAAAAGGCAUUCGGCUCAGUGGCAAAGACCGGAGUUUAGAUUACAAUCGAUUGUUGAGCGUAAUAUUACGGAAAAAUGAUGGAAAAGCAAAGUAUCACACAGUAUUUUUCCUUCUCCAAUUGAAAUAACUUAUUUACUCGCUUUAUUUGUAGAACCAUUAUAUAAAUUAGAGUUGAAAAAUCUCGAAACAAUAUCAAGUGAGAUUUUUAAUUUUACACAACACACACAGAGUGUUUAUAUUUUAUACAAAUUGUACAUUGUCAUGAUUUUUAAAUA